AUGGGCUCACAAGGUUUAGGGCAUACCGUCACCGUCUUCGGCGCAACUGGGUUCCUGGGAAGAUACAUUGUGAACAGGCUUGCCAGGCAAGGAUGUACCGUCAUAGUUCCCUACCGAGAGGAGAUGGCGAAACGUCAUCUGAAGGUUUCUGGAGAUCUGGGUAGAGUUAUAUUCAUGGAAUGCGAUCUAAGGAAUACCCCAUCGAUUGAGGAGAGCGUAAGACAUUCUGAUGUAGUAUACAAUUUGGUCGGACGGAUGUACCCCACCAAGAACUUCGACUUGGAGGAUGUUCAUGUGGAAGGAGCAGAGCGAAUUGCGGAUGCUGUUGCAAAAUAUGAUGUUGAUCGGUUCAUUCACGUCUCCUCAUAUAAUGCCGAUGCAAACUCACCUUCGGAGUUCUAUCGUACCAAGGCGCAAGGUGAAGCUGUUGUCCGCAACAUCUUCCCAGAAACCACGAUCGUGAGACCAGCUCCCCUUUUCGGGUUUGAAGAUCGUCUUCUCCACAAGCUUGCUGGUGUGACCAAUGUCUUGACAUCUAACAAUAUGCAAGAACGUUUCUGGCCAGUCCAUGCCGUUGAUGUUGGUCAAGCGCUUGAAAAAAUGCUCCAAGAUGAUAGCACUGCUGAGCAGACCUACGAGUUAUUUGGACCUACCAACUACUCAACUGCAGAAAUUGCAGAAUUGGUAGACAAGGAAAUCAUCAAGCGCCGCAGACACAUCAACCUGCCCAAGCGAAUUCUCAAACCUGCUGCUGGUAUCUUAAACAAGGCACUUUGGUGGCCUGUUCUCUCUGCUGAUGAGGUUGAGCGAGAAUUCAUUGAUCAAAAGAUCGACCCAACUGCAAAGACCUUUAAGGAUCUUGGAAUUGAACCCGCAGAGCUUUCCAGCCUUACGUUCCAUUACUUGCAAGGAUACCGGAGCUCUGCAUUCUACGAUUUACCGCCAGCUACGGAGCGAGAGAAGAGGGAAGAGAAGAAGUAUUUGCACGUUCUUGAUGAUCAGUAG
Messenger RNA from Lachnellula hyalina, 1005 nucleotides. RefSeq names its product NADH-ubiquinone oxidoreductase 40 kDa subunit, mitochondrial (gene nuo40). Gene Ontology annotation, molecular function: protein-containing complex binding. Lineage: Eukaryota; Fungi; Ascomycota; Leotiomycetes; Helotiales; Lachnaceae. The coding region runs from base 1 to 1005 and encodes 334 amino acids. Gene Ontology annotation, cellular component: mitochondrion. The transcript is spliced from 7 exons. The record is from RefSeq and is a predicted model, not a curated record.